AUGGACGCUAUUCAUCGUGGUGAUUCAGAUUGCUCAAAAGUGGGGAAAUCAAUUAUUUUGCCUUCGUCAUACACUGGGGGACCACGAUAUAGAGUACAAAAUUAUCAAGAUGCUAUGACAAUUUGUAAAUGGGCAGGAUAUCCUAAUUUAUUUCUUACUUUCACUUGCAACCCAAAGUGGCCAGAAAUAAAUGAUAUGAUCCAUUUAAUAGGGCACAAAGAUGAUAACAAUCGGGUCGAUAUCAUAUGCAGAGUAUUUGAGAUAAAGCUAUUCCAACUAAUGUACGAUCUGAAAAAAGAACAACCGUUUGGAAAGAUAAUCAAAUGUAUAUACACAAUUGAGUUCCAGAAAAGAGGACUGCCUCAUGCACACAUACUACUUUUCUUGCAUUCGACAUUGAAAAAUCCUUCAGCAGACCAUAUUGAUAAUAUAAUAAGCGCGGAAAUCCCGGACUUAAAUGUUAAUCCUGAUGGUUAUAAUGACGUCAAUAAAUUUAUGAUUCAUGGACCUUGUGGAAAAAUUAAUUCAAACUCUCCAUGUAUGAUGCAAGAUAGGUGCACAAAACAUUUUCCAAAAAAAUUCAAUGAUCAAACGACCAUCGACAUAGAUGGCUUUCCAGUCUACAAAAGGAGAAAUACAUGUAUUCAUGUCGAAAAGAAAUGUGUCCUUUUAGAUAAUCGAUAUGUAGUCCCUUAUCACAGGAAUUUGGUUGUCAAAUUUGAUGCACAUAUUAAUGUCGAGGUUUGCAAUUACUCUAGAUCAGUCAAAUACCUUUUCAAAUAUGUUCAUAAAGGGUAUGACAGAACUAUUGCAACAAUGGAAUCUAUUGACACUGCCAAAGAAAUAGAUGAGAUAAAAACAUAUUUGGAUUGCAGAUAUAUCUCGGCAACUGAAGCUUGCUGGAGAAUAUUCCAAUUUGACAUACAUUACAGACAGCCAGCAGUUGAAAGAUUACCAUUCCAUUUACCUGGAGAGCACACAGUAAUAUUCGAAGAAAACAAAUGUGUUGAAAAUGUUGUUUGCAUACCUGGAAUAGAAAAAACAAAGUUCACUCAAUGGUUGGAGGCAAACAAGAAUUAUGAUGAUGCACGAGAGCUAACUUAUUCGGAUUUCCCUAUAAGUUGGGUUUGGAAUUCAAAGGAGAAAACAUGGACUAGGAGAAAAAAUGGAUUGGCAAUUGGAAGAAUUUACUUUGCGCAUCCUUCGACUGGAGAACGCUUCUAUUUGAGAAUGUUGUUAAAUUUUGUCAAAAGGUGCACUUCUUAUGAAAGUAUUAGAACAAUAAAUGGGGUGACAUAUCCUAAUUCUAAAGGCGCAUGCUGUGCUUUGGGAUUGUUAGACAAUGAUAAAGAGUGGAUAGAUUGCUUGACUGAAGCUGCAAUAUGGGCAACUGGAAAAGAAUUAAGACAUCUUUUCGUCACGAUACUCAUUCACUGUCAGGUUUCUGAUGCGUCACAACUUUGGAAAUCUAAUUAUAUUGCAUUGUCAGAAGACAUAACUUCAUUGCAAAGGAAGAGAUUUAGAAUGAAUGAUCUUAAGUUAAUUGAACAACAAGUUGAAGCAUACACAUUGUUCGAGAUUGAAAGUAUCAUGCUGAAGAUGGGAAAAAGUUAG
Messenger RNA from Humulus lupulus (European hop), 1614 nucleotides. RefSeq lists its product as uncharacterized. The transcript has 2 exons. The record is from RefSeq and is a predicted model, not a curated record. Bases 1 to 1614 code for a protein of 537 amino acids. Lineage: Eukaryota; Viridiplantae; Streptophyta; Magnoliopsida; Rosales; Cannabaceae.